This is a messenger RNA of Bufo bufo (common toad), 672 nucleotides long. It is a transcript of the gene LHB, whose product is annotated as luteinizing hormone subunit beta. The transcript has 3 exons. Bases 121 to 540 code for a protein of 139 amino acids. Gene Ontology annotation, molecular function: hormone activity. Gene Ontology annotation, cellular component: cytoplasm; extracellular region. Gene Ontology annotation, biological process: G protein-coupled receptor signaling pathway. NCBI's taxonomy places the organism in Eukaryota, Metazoa, Chordata, Amphibia, Anura, Bufonidae. The record is from RefSeq and is a predicted model, not a curated record.
CACAACCAGUGACCAUGGCAGAGGGGGGCAUGUCCUACAUGAACAUUUAAAUAAGGAAUUCUUUGAAUGAGCUGACCAGAUCAGCAAACAUACCUUGAAGAACCAUUUAGUCUUCUAGUUAUGCUCCCUGCUGUAAGAAUGUUUACUCCUCAACUAAUAUCCUUGGUCCUGGUUACUUACUUGUCUGCUGUGCAAGGACGUCUGCCAUGUCAUCUCGUCAAUGCCACCAUAUCUGCCGAGAAGGACCACUGUCCAGUGUGCAUCACCUUUACAACCACAAUCUGCAGUGGUCACUGUUGGGCAAAGGAUCCAGUCUAUAAAACUGCUCUUGCUGCAGUUAAACAAAAAAUCUGCACGUAUAAAGACAUUCGCUAUGACACCAUCAAACUACCAGACUGUUUACCUGGCACAGACCCUUUCUUCACCUACCCUGUGGCACUGAGUUGUGACUGUGACCUCUGUAAGAUGGACUACAGCGACUGUACCGUGGAGAGUAGUAGUGAGCCUGAUGUGUGCGUGAAGAGCCGCCUAGAUAUGUAAUACCCUCCAGCCAAAGCACAAAACCUGAAGAUUCUAUAGGCAAAUUCCCCAAAUCUAUAAUAAAAAUGUACAUAUGUAGCAGAUCUGCUGAUGACUGUAAGCAUGUAACGUACACGACCCUUAAUAAAUCCA